This is a messenger RNA of Sabethes cyaneus, 1355 nucleotides long. Its product is annotated as skin secretory protein xP2-like. The record is from RefSeq and is a predicted model, not a curated record. NCBI's taxonomy places the organism in Eukaryota, Metazoa, Arthropoda, Insecta, Diptera, Culicidae. The coding region runs from base 31 to 1095 and encodes 354 amino acids. The transcript has 2 exons.
CCCGUGCCAGCUACCAGUAGGAGAAUCACAAUGAAGAUAUUGGUGUCAUUAGGUAUAGCCACGCUGCUGGUAUUAAGUGUAGCGGCCGAGGACAAGAAGGCUGCCGAGGAAGCCAAGCCAGUCGAGCAGGCGGAAAAGAAACAGGAUAAGCGUGGACUUUUUGAUCAUGAUUUUGGUGGACAUGAUUUCCAUGAGUACGAGGGACACCAUGAGCACAUUGAUCUGCAUCCACAUCACGAGAAGACGUUGACUGUUGUUAAGAAAGUCCCAGUUCCAUACCCAGUUGAAAAACAAAUCCCAUACCCAGUUGAGAAGCACAUUCCUUAUCCAGUUAAGGUUGGAGUACCGAAGCCUUAUCCAGUGUACAAAACCGUGCACUACCCAGUCAAGGAAGUCGUCAAAGUACCCGUCCAUGUCCCAGCUCCAUACCCAGUUGAGAAGCACGUCCCAUACCCAGUCCAUGUCCCAGUCGAUCGGCCAGUCCCAGUCAAAGUGUACGUGCCAGCUCCCUACCCAGUGGAAAAGAAGAUUCCAGUUCCAGUAAAGGUCCCAGUCCCAGCCCCAUACCCAGUUGAAAAGAAGGUUCUGGUGCCUGUCAAGGUUCCAGUUCAUGUAGAAAAGCCAUACCCAGUUGAGAAGGUUGUCCACUACCCAGUCCAUGUGCCAGUUGACCGUCCAGUUCCAGUCCAUGUGCACAAACCAGUACCAGUCCCGGUUGAGAAACCCGUCCCAUACCCAGUAAUCAAGAAGGUCCCAUACCCAGUCCAUGUACCAGUCGAUCGUCCAGUUCCGGUCCAUGUUGAGAAACCAGUGCCAGUCCCAGUCAAGGUGCCAGUGCCAGCUCCUUAUCCAGUGGAGAAGCACAUCCCAUACCCAGUGUACAAGAACGUCCCCUACCCAGUCAAGGUCCCAUAUGACCGCCCAGUCCCCUACACUGUCGAAAAGCACGUCCCAGUGGAAAUCGAGAAACAUGUCCCCUAUCCAGUCAAGGUCCCAGUGCAUGUUCCAGUCCACCACCACGAAGAACAUCACGAAGAAAUCCACCAGCUCGACGAGCAUGACUUCCACCAUGAACAUCAUGAACACCAUGAAUAAGUAACAAUUGUGAUAAAAAACCCCUCCCCCCCUCUGCCUCGUAUUAAUAGAAGUUUCCUCGUUCCUGCUAGUAAUUUCCCUCCCAAAACCCCGCCUCUCCGUAACGAUCCAAUAACCCUUCCCAUUUAAGCUAACCUCUCAUUCGUAUCAGACUAGAAUGAGAUGAAUUUCAAUCAACAUUCGUGAUAUUGAAUAAGUUACCAAUUGUUUUAAGCGUAGAUGCUACAAACAGACAAACAAAUACUCACCAAAACCCCUCA